AUGCUGUGUGCUAUUUCUGGUGAGGCCCCUCAGGUGCCUGUUGUGUCGCGCAAGAGUGGGAACGUUUUCGAGAAGCGGCUCGUUGAGGAAUACAUAUCAGAGCAUGGAAAGGAGCCUGUGACGGGCGAGGAGCAUACCGUGGAGGAUCUCAUCGAAUUGAAAUCUGCUCGCAUCGCCCGACCCCGACCACCAACCCUUACCUCAAUUCCCUCGUUACUUGGUGUUUUCCAGGAAGAAUGGGAUGCACUCGCCCUGGAAACAUAUACGCUCAGACAGACACUUGCACAGACGCGGCAAGAGCUUAGCACAGCACUCUAUCAGCACGACGCUGCGGUUCGCGUCAUUGCCAGGCUACGAAAGGAGAGAGACGAAGCCCGGGAUGCGCUCUCAAAGGUUUCGGUGGGAGCGAGUCGUACUCCCGCAGCGGGAGAUGCUAUGCAAGUGGAUAGCGCAGGCCUUCCAGAGAGUGUUGUUUCAAGAAUCGAAGAAACCCAAGAGAAACUUUCGAAAACUCGACGCAAACGUCCUAUCCCCGAGGAUUGGGCCACCGGUGAUGCUAUUCAAGAAUUCCGACCCUCUAGCCCAUCUGAGCCACUUUAUCCCGGCGGGCAUUCUAUAUGCGUAAAUGCGUCUGGAAACCUAGCAUUGGUAGGCGGCGUGGAUGGUGUUGCCGGUGUAUACUCACUAUCCGAGAAACGAGUUGUAGCCUCUCUCAAAGGAGGCAGCGGUGCGAUAACGGACGCUGCGUGGGUUGGGGACAAGGCUGUCAUCGCAACUUCUGCUGGUGCCGUCAAGGUCUUUGAGAACGAAUCUGAGAUUGCCAGUUUCAGCGUUCAUGCUGGCGCAGCAGCAGCUCUGGCCGUGCAUCCAACUGGUGAUAUAGUUGCCUCCGCCGGUAUCGACAAGAGCUACACUAUAUAUGACAUUUCCAACUCCGCUGUCGUCGCCCAAAUAUUCACUGAUUCAGCCCUGACAUGUGUUAAAUUCCACCCUGAUGGCCAUCUGAUCGCGGCUGGUGGAGCUGACGGUCAGAUCAAAAUCUUCGAUGUGAAGACUGGUACCAGCGCGGCUACGUUUAACAUGUCUGGCCCUAUCAAAACGCUAUACUUCUCUGAAAACGGCACCUGGCUUGCCGCCGUGACAAACGAAUCUUCGGAUAUAUCAGUCUGGGAUCUCCGUAAAUCGGCAGUCGUGAAGGUGUUGGAGACCGGGAACCGAGUCGACUCAAUCAGCUGGGAUUACACAGGACAGUUCCUGCUCACAGGUGGACCGAACGGGCUGACGGUGCAGCAGUACUCUAAGGCAUCAAAGUCCUGGACGGAACCAUUAAGAAGUGCGGUGCCUGCCACUGCUGUUGCUUGGGGGCCUUCUGCUCAGAGCAUUUUGGCGCUUAACGGAGAAGGCGUUAUUGUACCAGUUGCUGCUCAGCGCAGUUAUCCUACACACACAGACAAUCUAUCUGUCUCCCUUCCCAUUACCUUUGGCCAGGAGGCGGGCGUUCUGUGGGUGGUUUCGCUCUUACAAACGCCGAAAGUCUUUACUGUUUCUCUCGAAGUUUACCACCACCAUCAUCCAACUUCCUCCCCAUCUCUCAACUCCUACACCACCGAACCAGCAUACUACCACUCGCUAUCGGCCUCCUACCAUGAAUGGGGACUCAAACCCGCAGACUAUAACCUCCCAUCCGUCAAGAAAGGUCAGCUCCGGCGUCUAGUACGCUCUCACCGGGAGAUAUCUGGAUCUCACUCCGACAGCCAAAGUCAGCCGGCCUGGGGUCGGAAUGCGGAGGCUUCAAACUCAGCAGGCAGCUCAAAUUCCUUCAACAAUUCCCGUCCCCGCCUACCACCCCUUCCCUCGCUCCCGCAGAUGAGAUUUCCUGGCGACGGAUACGAUUUCCGCAGGCCCAUAAUGUCGACCGGAGUCCCGUCGCCGCCCUCUGCGUACCAGAGCCUACAGCGAGAGGAUGUCAUCGAUUUAACACAAGACUCAGACCCAAGUUUACGGACGGGACGGUCGGUGCGGACGCCGGGGAGGCGAGAUGAAUCGAGAACGAACAGAGCAUCGCGAGGUCCUCGGUUUGGACGGGACAUAAUGUCUGAAGUCGUGGACCUGGAAGCCGACAGUCCGCCUUCAAGCCAGGAGCAACAGGCAACAAGUCCAGAGGUACAGUUUCUGGGCUCGUCAGUAAGAGCAGGCGCACCGCAAGCAUCCUCCAGGCAUCGCCAUGCACCGAAUCAACCGCAGCGUACGCCGUUUUUCAUUGGAGGCUCCAACCUCAUGAACCUGCUGAGAGGCAUGAACCGGCCUGGGCAGCCGUCGGCGCUUAACCAGGAAGAAAUAUUUCGACAUGAGAUUGCCCUCCGCACAAGGAAUCUACGGCUUUUCCGACGAGCACAGACGCACCAGACGUCUUUGUGGGAUGUAACUCCGCCGCAAAAUGGGGUAGACUUGACGAUAGACCUGGACAACGAUGUGCCGAUACACCUUGACUACAGUACAACAGGAUUUAAUGGGCGUCUUACUCCCCAGGCGGAACCUACUUAUGAACCACCUCCAGCUGCCCCGGAAGGGUUUACUAGGACGGCUCAGGAGGAGGACGAAGUUAUCUGUCCUAACUGUUUAUUGCGGUACAUGUACCAAAAACAGAGCCGUUUCUUCUCGGGGGAAGAAAAUAGACCAACCGCCCGAUAUAAAAACGAAGCCCUUUGCGAAAUGCGUGGUGGCUGA
This is a messenger RNA of Arthroderma uncinatum, 2727 nucleotides long. RefSeq names its product cell cycle control protein. The coding region runs from base 1 to 2727 and encodes 908 amino acids. Gene Ontology annotation, biological process: protein ubiquitination; mRNA splicing, via spliceosome; DNA repair. The record is from RefSeq and is a predicted model, not a curated record. The transcript has 8 exons. Lineage: Eukaryota; Fungi; Ascomycota; Eurotiomycetes; Onygenales; Arthrodermataceae. Gene Ontology annotation, cellular component: Prp19 complex; U2-type catalytic step 1 spliceosome; cytoplasm. Gene Ontology annotation, molecular function: ubiquitin protein ligase activity; protein binding.